Messenger RNA from Tarenaya hassleriana, 3008 nucleotides. Its product is annotated as putative respiratory burst oxidase homolog protein H. Lineage: Eukaryota; Viridiplantae; Streptophyta; Magnoliopsida; Brassicales; Cleomaceae. The record is from RefSeq and is a predicted model, not a curated record. The coding region runs from base 96 to 2798 and encodes 900 amino acids. The transcript is spliced from 13 exons. Gene Ontology annotation, cellular component: plasma membrane. Gene Ontology annotation, molecular function: calcium ion binding; peroxidase activity; NAD(P)H oxidase H2O2-forming activity.
UCUUGUAUCCAUCACCAUAACCUCUAAACACAAAAAAAAAAACGUUAAUUCCAAUAACCCAAAAAAAAAAAAGAUUAACGUAGAAAAACAAGCCAAUGAACAAUAGCAGCUGCAUAGAAAGCGAGGAUUCAACGAAAUGGAUGCUAGAGAGCGUAGAGAUCGACCGAAUGGGAGAGGAAUCGACGACAGGAACCGUCAACGACGGUAAUGAAAACGACAACAAAAACAACUGUCCGAAGAAGAAUCCGAGGAAUUUAAGCGUCGGAUCGAUUAUCAGGACGUUGAGCGUCUCGGGAUGGCGGAAGAGCGGAAAUCUGGGGUCACCGGGUAUCCGAAAGAGCGGAAACUUGGGAUCUCCGGGGACCCGAAAGAGCGGGAAUUUGGGCCCACCGAUGGGGAAGAAGCCGCCGUUGGGCCCAAAGAGGGUCGAGAGGACGACCUCGAGCGCGGCCAGAGGGCUUCAGAGCCUAAGGUUUCUUGAUCGGACGGUCACCGGACGUGAACGUGAUGCUUGGAGAUCGAUCGAGAACCGUUUCAAUCAGUUUGCUAUUGAUGGGAAGUUGCCAAAGGAGAAGUUCGGCGUCUGUAUUGGAAUGGGAGAUACGAUGGAGUUUGCGGGAGAAGUGUACGAUGCGUUGGCGAGGAGAAGACAGAUACAUUCAGAAAACGGCAUAGACAAAGAGCAACUCAAGAUGUUUUGGGAAGACAUGAGCAAGAAAGACCUCGAUUGUCGCCUCCAAAUCUUCUUCGACAUGUGUGAUAAGGAUGGAGACGGGAAGCUAACGGAAGCGGAGGUGAAAGAGAUCAUAGUUCUAAGUGCAUCGGCCAACAAGCUCUCGAAUCUGAAGCAGAAUGCCGCCGCUUAUGCUUCUUUGAUCAUGGAAGAACUCGAUCCCGACCACCAAGGCUACAUCGAGAUGUGGCAGCUCGAGGUGCUGCUGACUCAGAUGGUGAGCAGUGGGGACACGGAGAGGAUGACGAAGAGAUCACAAACCCUAACUCGUGCUAUGAUUCCCAAACGAUACAGAACGCCGGUAAGCAAGUUCGUGUCGGUAACCACAGAGCUAAUGCACGAGAACUGGAAGAAGAUUUGGGUCAUCGCCUUGUGGCUCCUCGUCAACGUUUCUCUCUUCAUGUGGAAAUACAACGAGUUCACCCACAGCCCUCUUUACCAUAUCACGGGAAGAUGCGUUUGCGCCGCAAAAGGCUCGGCCGAAACCCUAAAACUCAACAUGGCAUUGAUCUUAGUGCCCGUCUGCAGAAAAACCCUAACUUUCCUGAGAUCUACCUUCCUUAACCGCUUCAUCCCCUUCGACGACAACAUCAACUUCCACAAGCUGAUUGCUUUCGCCAUAGCUUUCCAUUCCUUGCUCCACACGGGACUACACAUGCUCUGCAACUUCCCUAGGCUGAGUUCUUGCUCUUACGACACGUUCUUUGAGUACGCAGGGCCUGUCUUGGGGCUUAGGCAACCUAGUUACUUGGACCUGAUGACAACUUCAGUGUCGAUAACUGGUGUUCUGAUGAUCUUCUUCAUGGGUUUCUCCUUCACUCUUGCCAUGCAUUCCUUCAGAAGGAACAUCAUCAAAUUGCCCAAGCCCUUUAACAACCUCGCCGGGUUUAAUGCCUUUUGGUAUGCCCAUCAUUUGCUCGUCAUCGCUUACGUUCUUCUCAUCCUCCAUGGCUACAUUCUUAUCAUCGACAAGCCUUGGUACCAGAAAACUACGUGGAUGUACGUGGCAGUGCCGAUGCUGUUCUACGCGAGCGAGAGGGUUUUCUCACGCUAUCAAGAACGCAACCACCGUGUCAACAUCAUCAAGGCUAUUGUAUAUCCAGGCAACGUUCUUGCACUCUACAUGACAAAACCACCUGCGUUCAAGUACAAAAGUGGCAUGUACAUGUUCGUCAAGUGCCCCGACAUCUCCCAGUUCGAAUGGCAUCCAUUCUCCAUCACUUCUGCACCAGGAGAUGACUAUUUGAGUGUUCACAUAAGGGCCCUGGGAGAUUGGACCACUGAGCUUAGGAGCAGAUUUGCAAAGACAUGUCAACCUCCUCAAGCCACAAAAACUAGACCGAAUAGUCUAGUAAGGAUGGAGACAAGAGCACCAAGUAACCCCAACAUCGAAGAAUCGCAGCUCUUGUUUCCGAAAAUCUUCAUCAAAGGACCAUACGGAGCUCCAGCACAGAGCUACCAUAAAUUCGAUAUCUUGUUGUUGGUCGGGCUGGGGAUCGGGGCAACUCCAUUCAUCAGCAUCUUAAAGGAUAUGUUGAACCAUCUCAAGCCAAACAUUCCCAGAUCUGGGCAAAGUUUUGAAGGAAGUGUAGGAGGAGAGAGCAUAGGAGGUGCAAGCGUGAGUGGAGGAGGAGGAGGUGGUAAGAAAUUCCCACAAAGGGCAUACUUCUAUUGGGUAACAAGAGAGCAAGCCUCUUUUGAUUGGUUCAAAGGUGUUAUGGAUGACAUUGCCGAGUUUGAUAAAACAAACGUGAUAGAGAUGCACAACUACUUAACAAGCAUGUACGAGGCAGGAGAUGCUCGUUCUGCCCUAAUCGCAAUGGUCCAAAAGCUUCAACAUGCCAAAAAUGGAGUCGACGUUGUCUCCGAGAGCCGAAUACGAACGCAUUUCGCAAGACCUAAUUGGAGGAAGGUUUUCAGUGACUUGGCAAACAAACACCAAGCUGCUCGCAUAGGAGUGUUCUACUGCGGAAGCCCGACACUCGUCCGACCGCUUAGAUCACUGUGUCAGGAGUUCAGCCUCGACUCAUCCACUCGUUUCACUUUCCACAAAGAAAAUUUCUAACCAUUAUCCCAAUUUUUUGUUUGUGGUAACAACAAUAAACAAACACACACCAAAAUUUUUGAAUAUACUUUAAUGUACUCAAAACCAGAUUGGUUCUUGGAACACAAAAUAUACGGAACAGGUUGUGAUGUAAUUAGUGAACCGAUGUGUACCACUUCUACUCAUGUCCUGAUUGAGAAACUCUACAAAAUUCCUACACUUUUUUCCCCU